This is a messenger RNA of Balaenoptera musculus (blue whale), 1818 nucleotides long. RefSeq names its product tetratricopeptide repeat domain 24 (gene TTC24). The transcript is spliced from 9 exons. Gene Ontology annotation, molecular function: identical protein binding. Bases 1 to 1743 code for a protein of 580 amino acids. The record is from RefSeq and is a predicted model, not a curated record. NCBI's taxonomy places the organism in Eukaryota, Metazoa, Chordata, Mammalia, Artiodactyla, Balaenopteridae.
AUGUCUUCCCUCAACACUGAGGAUACCCCGCAAGAGCCCUCGCCCUCGCCUUCAAGCUCCAAGAAGAAAAAGAAGAAAAGAAAGUGGCCACGGCAAGAGGCCAGCAUCCAGGCCCUCACCAGGGCUGGCCACAGGGCCCUAUUGGCUGGUCAGAAUCACAAGGCCUUGACCAGCUUCCAGAGGGCCUUCCUCCUGGCUUCCAAGUCACCACAAACCAGGGACAUCCCUGUUCUCCGGGCCUGUGCCUUCAACCUGGGGGCUGCCUACGUGGAGACUGGGGACCCAGCCAGAGGGCUUGAGCUGCUCCUACGAGCUCAACCUCAAGAGACAGCCCAGGGCGGGUGUCAUGGCGACCAGUGUUUCAACGUGGCUUUGGCUUACCAUGCCCUGGGCGACCUGCCUCAGGCUUUGGCUUGGUAUCACAAGGCCCUGGGCCACUACCAGCCACUAGGUGACCAGGGGCAAGCCCAGGCAAAAAUGGGAGCCUGCUACCAGGCUCUGGGACAGCCUGAACUGGCAGCCCACCGCCUGCGGGAAGCGAGCCGGGCCUACGCCCAAGCAGGGCAGCCCCGGGCUGCAGCCCUGGCACUGGGGGCUGCAGCGGGCUGUAUGCUGAAGAGCGGGCAGCACGGGGUGGGUGAUGUGGUGCAGGUGCUGGAGGAGAGCUGGAGGCUUGCUGAGAGGAGCACUGAGCGAGGACUGCUGGGGCAACUCUAUAACGACCUAGGCCUGGGCUAUUCCCAGCUCCAGCUGUUCCCGCUAGCAGCAGAGGCCUUCCGGCAAGCCCUGCCCCUGUGCCGGGGGCCAGGAGAGGAGGCCACGGUGCUAAGAAACCUUGGGAUGGCCCUCAAUGCCCUCGGCAACUAUCAGGAAGCCCGGGAGUUUCACCAGAAGGCUGCCGACACGCACGGCUCUGUGGGGCAGCGAUGGGAGCAGGGCCGGAGCUUUGGAAGCCUGGCGUUUGCACUGAGCCAGCUGGGAGACCACAAGGCUGCCAGAGACAACUAUCUACAUGCUCUGCAGGCUGCCCGGGACGCUGGGGACGUGAAGGGGCAAUGGCAGGCCUGUGAGGGUCUGGGGGCUGCCGCAGCCAGACUGGGGCAGCAUGACCAGGCUUUGAAGUACUAUAAGGAAGCGCUGGCCCGGUGUCAGAAGGAGCCAGAUUCUGUGCGGGAGCGGCUGGUGGCCAAGCUGACAGACGCCAUAAGGACCCACUUGGCCCGGGGUGGGCUGCUCCCGACCCACACCCUGACCUCAGCUCCAGGGGGGCCCCAGGCUCCAGGUGGGGCCUGCCCCGUGGUGGGGACCCCAGCCAGGGUGGGGAAAGGCACAGCAGGAGUGCGGCACAGAUCUUCUGACAGGUGGGAAGAUGAGCUAGAGGAGGGCCACGAGGGGAAAGAGGAAGAGUCGGCGAAUGUUCUCACGACGUCUUGGCCACCAAGACUGGAGCGUCCAAGACCCAGGGCCCAUCUCUCAUUUGGAGGCCAAGGCCCCCUCAGAAUGGAGAACCCUGGCCUUCUGGUCACCAACGGCCCCCAUAGCAAGAGCCUGCGAGCAGAGGUAAGGGCCAGAGAGGGUAACAGAAACUGGAGCCAGGGCAAGCUGCCUUCUGUUCGCUCCCUAGUCACUCCCAUUGGCAAGCCCCUCUCUGCCUCCUUCAGGUCAUCCAAACAGCCCAGGGAAACCCCCAGCAGGAACCCUCAGAGGAGAUCCACUGAGUCUGGCUUCUGCAGGAUCAUGUGACCCUCCCCUGCUGGCCACAGCAUGGCCCCUGCAGUACCUCCUCAACAUACACACUUCAGGGGCUUCUGGGGCUGA